Messenger RNA from Arvicola amphibius (Eurasian water vole), 3887 nucleotides. RefSeq names its product interferon-inducible GTPase 1-like. Bases 1824 to 3068 code for a protein of 414 amino acids. Lineage: Eukaryota; Metazoa; Chordata; Mammalia; Rodentia; Cricetidae. Gene Ontology annotation, molecular function: GTPase activity; GTP binding. Gene Ontology annotation, biological process: defense response; cellular response to interferon-beta. Gene Ontology annotation, cellular component: endoplasmic reticulum membrane. The transcript has 3 exons. The record is from RefSeq and is a predicted model, not a curated record.
GAUUGUGGGGAAAAGGAAACACUUCUGCAUUGCUGGUGGGAAUGCAAGCUGGUACAGCCCCUCCAGUCACGUAUACCAAAUACUCCAAAAUAUUUUCACCAUAAAUUGAGAUGCAGACUUGCAUAAAUAUGGCUAAGGAGAAACACUAGACAAAACCUUCUCUACUUAAAAUACAAGCAAAGAACAAGCAGAUGAUGGUUGCUGACACUAUUUGAAGAAUGCUGCAAUGCAGUGCACAUGGAAGACAAUUGUGGAAAAUGGAGGCUCCAGGGGGUCAGGUCAAAAAGGGAACAAAGCACCUUGCAUAGAGUACUCUGGAUUCCCAUCAUGAGCUUGUUCGAAUGUGGCAAGUCCUCUUACAACUCAGAAAUUGUACAUAGUAGAUCCUAAAUUUUCCAUAAUUACACCACAGCCAUAAAUUUUUCUGAAAGGCAAUACUGCAGCCAUCAAUGGUUUUGAGCUCCACAAAGAGUUGUAAUGGAAUACACACUAUUGCCCUGUUCCCCAUGGGUACCUCUAUUUACAUAGCUCCCUCCCCUAUGUAAGCUAUUGGUGCAUGGUGUCAUUUUAAGACCAAAUCUAACCACUCUUCAUUCCAACUUUCAUGUUCAAAGGCCACUUGAGUGGCUCCAUCAGGGUACCACAAAUUAUAUAUACAUCUUUGGUUAUUAGAAUGCCUUCAUGCUGUGUGACCUGCUACAGAUCAGGGUCUCAGAGUCAUCAGUUAUAGUCUGUAGAGACACCAUGGAUAUCCAAACAGAACCAAAGCCUAUGCAGCCUCCUUCAUAAUACCCAAUUUCUUCAGGGGAAAAUAUUUUCCAGAUUAAUUCUCCCACCCUAUUGGUAAGACACUGACACACCAGAUGCAUAAAAGAGGAUGAAGAAACAUGGGAAUGAAAGACAAAUUGAUGCCACCAAGAAAACACAAAAUCUUCUGUCAAGGGACACUGCAAAGGAAGCUGAGGAAAUUCAAGAAAAAGAAAAGAAUAAUUCUAAAGGAAUAUACUGAGAAUAAAGAGAAUAUAUAGCAUCACUACAUAAAAGCAUUAACACAAUUCAUUGCAUAAAUACUGAGAAGUUUAUAAAAUAAGUAGGUAUAUUUUUUUAAAGUGCUGUAGGGCUAGGGAAGUUCAUGGGUAGAGUAUUUGAUCUACAUGUAUGAAGACCUGAUCCCAAAUGUAUUUGUUGGAGUUCUCUAGAGUAACAGAACUGAAAAGAGAGAGAGAGAGAGAGAGAGAGAGAGAGAGACAGAGAGACAGAGAGAGAGAGACAGAGAGACAGAGAGACAGAUGCAGAUAUAGACACCGAUUACAGUGGCUUCAUAUUGUUAUCCAACCUGCUCAACAACAACUGUUUACCAAAGGAAAGACCAGGAAUCCAGUAGUUGUUCAGUUCACGAGGCUGGAAACCUUAGCUGAUCUUCAGUAUAGGCUGGAAAAAGGAAGAACUAGGCUCUAAUGCCAGUGAGUCUGUAUAGUAUUGUGUUGAAGAUUUUGAAUGCUGAUGGGCAAAAGACAACUGUUAGGAGAUAUGGGAUUAUGAACAGGACUGAAAAUUUGAACCAAUCUAUAUACUUUAGGACUAUCUUAACUUUAAAAAUGAAGUCAAAACAUAUUUGUCAAAUGGAAAUCAAAAAUGCUUUGGAGUUUUAUUCCCACAGGAGACAAGAAGCUUUGGAUUCCUUCAGGAAUAAUAUGGAUCAGCUUUGAACAAUGAGACCUCCUGAAUCUUGACAGUUGGAUAAUAACCGUACUUUGAACCAUAUCUGGACAAUAACCUAAGGCUAUGCUGGUCUACACCCUGGGCCCUUUUCCAACCAAGUCAUGGGUCAGGCAAUCUCUGAUGCAUCUAAGAAGGAAGACAAUGGAGAUUUGGUUUCCAGCUUCAUCACAAAUUUUAAGAAUAUCAAGGCAGAAAACCAAAUCAUUUCUCUGGAAACCACCCACUUGAUUGAGCUACAUCUGAAACAAGGAAAUAUUCAGGGGGCAAACUCUAUAAUCAGAGAUGUAUUAAAAAACAUUGAUAACGUCCCCAUAAACAUUGCUGUGACCGGAGAGUCUGGAGCAGGGAAGUCCAGCUUCAUCAAUGCCCUGAGGGAGGUGGGGCAUGAUGAGGGAGAUGCAGCUGAAGUUGGGGUGGUAGAGACAACUAUGAAGAUAACUUCAUACAAACACCCAAAAAUUAAAAAUUUGAAUAUAUGGGAUCUUCCUGGUGUUGGAACUCUGAAAUUUCCACCCAAAGAUUAUCUGAAGAAAGUAGAAUUCCAAAAGUAUGACUUCUUCAUUAUUGCUUCUGCCACACGUUUUACAAAACAUGAAAUAGAUCUUGCCAAAGUAAUCACAUUAAUGAACAAGAAUUACUACUUUGUGAGAACCAAGGUGGACUUUGAUAUAGAUAAUGAAAAGAAAUGCAAACCACGUACUUUUGACCGAGAAAAGAUCCUGCAGCGAAUCCGAAACUCCUAUCUGGAUACCUUUCGUGAGAAUAAAAUUGAUGAGCCACAGAUUUUCUUAAUCUCUAAUCACAAUUUAUCUGACUAUGAUUUUCCAAGCCUAGUGGACAUCCUGAUAAAGGAUCUUCCUGCUCAAAAGCGCCACAAUUUUAUGCUUUCUUUGCCCAAUAUUACAGAGGCAGCCAUUCAAACAAAGUACAGCACUUCAAAGCAGCUUCUCUGGUUGGAAGCCAUCAAGGAAGGUGUUUUGACUGCUUUUCCUGUACUGAAGAGCAUCAACAACAGUGAGGUAGAGAAGCUAGAAGCGAGUUUAAACCACUACCGAAUCCUCUUUGGAGUGGAUGACAAAUCCCUAGAAUUAAUUGCUAAGGAUUGCCAAGUGCCUGUCGAAAAACUGAAAGAAAAACUUAAAUCUCAUUCUUUGUUGACAAAUAAGGAAAAUGAAACAUUAGGAGAAAAGCUUUUCAAUUGUUUGGAAAAUUUUCUCUCAGUUAGUGAUGGGCUCCUUGCUACAGGUCUUUACUUUGGGAAAAUCUUUUACUUUCAAUUUCUUUUCCUUGACGCAGUGACUGAAGAUGCCAAAGUUCUCCUUAGAGAGGCAUAUUCAAAAGAAUAGCUCAAAUUCAACUCACCCACAGCUACUGUUCAUGACAACAUCAAAUGAUUAAUACCAGGGAGGCAUUAGAAUAAAUUACCCCCUCCGACAUCUUUUCUAGCCAAUCCACUACCACAUGGCAAAACAUAAGGAUAAGGGUCAUGUGCGUUAAUAUGUCAGAACCUGACAACGCCCAAUCUGUCUUCAAGUCUCUGUGUUCACCUACACCUUCUUUCAAGUCUUUCAACUACACACACUAACUUGAACACACACAUACAGAAAGAGAAGGGGGAGAGAGGGGGAGGGAGGAUGAGCUCUGUGUCACUUCUGUACUUCCUUACAAUGAUUUUCUGUUGCAACAUUAACCUCUCUGGAACCUGUGCACAAACAUUUCUUACUUUUCAGGCACCUUGCUCUGUUGUUCUCAUUGUGUGUCACAACACAUGCACACACACACACACACACAAACACACACACAGACACACGCAUGCAAACACUCAUGCAUAUUCACCUAAAAGUUACUUCUAUCCUCAUUAAGUCUGAGUUAAAAGAGUGACUAGCCAUGGCUUGUAGAUUCUAUCAACAGGAAGACCUUAAGACCAAAGUCAAUAGAAACCAUAGCCACCAAGAACAAGUUUCUUAAUAAUCUAUCAAUUCCUAAAACUCCUCAUCAGAAUCCUUCUAGAGUCAGUAAAGAACAUCUAUAAUUCUAUGCCAGAACCAGCGAGAACCCUGAGUUCCCUCUCUCUGUCAUUUCUUACCUUGGCAAUGAUGGUGAAGAACUACUUUGAUUCGUAAGUGAUGCUAUAAAAUAAUACAUAAUAAAUUGCUGAUUACAAA